UUUAUUUUUAAUACACCACCGCACCAACAAUGUCUCCAAAUAUAUGGUUUGGUUUCCUUUUUAUCUAUUGCAACAUUGCCUAUGCCCAAAAGACCACCAAUAAUUCGGAUCAGAUAAACAUGCCCGACCUGCAAAAUAGGGUUUCCCUGUUGGAAAAGGCUGUCGGGAAAAUCCUCACUGGGAAAGAUGAUCUUAAAUUCGGAAAUACCAGCGCUUUAAAGAUCCCAUAUCAGGGUAUACCUGCCUUUAACACCACACCGGUAGCCUUUAGUGCGAGAUCAGGCGAUACAUCCGGAAUAAGUAACGGGUUCAUUCUCAAGUUCAAUACUGUCCUCACCAAUUUGGGUAACCACUACAACCCAACAGACGGGAUCUUCAUCGCACCUGUUCAUGGACUCUAUAUGUUUCACUGGACCAUGAACUGUUAUACAAGCGGAAGUAAUCACUGUGGAACUUCUCUAAGGGUAAACAGCGCCCUAAAAGGUCAAAUAUAUUCGGGUGAGGAUGGUAGUGGUUAUCACCAUACCGGGUCAAACACGGUGAUUGUGGAAGUUCAGGCGGGACAGCAUGUGUGGAUUCAAACUACGAGCUGGUCCAACGUCCGUAUUUAUACUUGGUCUUCGUUUGCAGGUUGUUUGUUGUCAAUGUUAUAAAACAAUGAUUAACUGUAAAAGAAUGUUUUUGGGAUUUAUAAUCGAAAACAACUAUCCUCAUGUUUUUCAUAUUUAGAUGGCAAAUUUCAUAAAUGUUGUGUGUGUGUGUGUGUGUGUGUGUGUGUGUGUGUGUGUGUGUGUGUGUGUGACAAUAUAGACAAUUUUAACAAAAUACUAUUUGAAACCAAUACAGACUGAAAUGUUUGUUUGAUACGAUAUUUUGUAAAGAGAAAACCUGAAAACCCUUCGUAUGUGUAUAAUUAGAUGAAUGCAUUUAAUGUCACUUCUUAUUAAAUAUAAAGAUAUAUUUUCAAA
Ostrea edulis (European flat oyster) is the source of this 968-nucleotide messenger RNA. RefSeq names its product collagen alpha-1(X) chain-like. The coding region runs from base 30 to 653 and encodes 207 amino acids. Gene Ontology annotation, molecular function: protein binding. Lineage: Eukaryota; Metazoa; Mollusca; Bivalvia; Ostreida; Ostreidae. The transcript is spliced from 2 exons. The record is from RefSeq and is a predicted model, not a curated record.